CUGGGUGGCAGGUGCCUUGGAGGUGGGGAAUUUGGGAAAGGGGGAAUCCCUAAUCCCCCUGCAGGAAAGUGGGGAGAUCUCACUCACCCAGCUGGGGAGAGGGAGUAGUUCCCGUGACAGAAAAAGAACAUGAGGCGGUCACUGGGUGUGGGCGGAGCCUGCCUAUCACCGUGCCGGAGCCUGGGGGCGAAAGGGAGCACUCUGCACGUGGGUGGCGGGAGCACCAUUUUGUUUACUGGCGAGUUAACGCAAGGUCGGGCGUUGCGCAUGUGCCCAGAGGCUCGGAUAGGUGCAUUCGUCACUGCGCAAGGGAAGGGAGGGAGAUGCCGGAAAUACGCAGGCGCGCUAGGGCCGGCGGCGCGGAUUGUGACGGAUGUAAAACAGGUUAUAGGCGGUUGGGACUCAAGUGCGCAGGCGCAACGACGUUGCUAGGAGAAGAGCAGGGGCGCGGAUGGAGGGGCAGGACUGCGCAAGACACUAGUAGUGCGCAGGCGCGGCAUUAGCCGAGUGUCUCUCUUCGCAGGCGCAGUUGCUCGUAGGCGGUGGCAUUCAGCGCGCUGCGCAGGCGUGUUGACGGCCGGGUGGUGCCUUCCUCUUUCCUUCCCAUCUGAGCGUUCGGAGGGUCUGAGGUGCUGCCGCCAUUUUGUCAGGCGUCCCGGUGCCAGCUCGGCCGCGGCCAUGCGUCCCGGAGUGAAGCUGUUCGUGGGGAACGUGCCCGAGGAGGCCACGGCCGAGGAGCUGGGCGAGCUGUUCACGGGUGCGGUGGGGCCAGUGCUCGGCGUGGCUCUCAUGAAGCAGUUCGCCUUCGUGCACCUGCGGGAUGAGGCGGCCGCUGUCCGCGCCAUCGCCCAGCUCAACGGGCACCAGCUGCACGGCCGCCGCAUCGUGGUGGAGCCGUCCCGCCCGCGGCCCACCAACACCUGCAAGAUCUUUGUGGGUAAUGUUUCGGCGGCCUGCACCAGUGGAGAGCUGCGGGCGCUCUUCCAGCAGUACGGGCCCGUGGUGGAGUGCGACGUGGUGAAAGACUAUGCAUUUGUUCACAUGGAGAAAGAAGCAGAUGCAAAAGUUGCCAUCGAAAAUCUUAACGGAAAGGAAGUGAAAGGAAGAAGAGUCAAUGUGGAACUCUCUACUAAUGUUCAGAAAAAGGGGGCAGGACAAAAUGCCCAGGCAGGCAUCAAUGCUGACAAGAGCAAGAGAGCAAGUGUGGACUUUAGAGAGAAAUAUCAACCCAAGAUCGACGGUUACGAGCAGCUUAGGCCUACAGACUCUACAUAUCCAUCAGUCUCUGCAGGAUACACUGCAUCCUCGCUCUACGAUUAUCAGCAGCGCUUUGGUGGCACCAACACUUCAAGCAAAUACAACUCCUUUGACACUCAGACAAGGCAAGCAUCUCCCUCAUAUUUUGGAAGGGACAGAAGCCCAAUUCGACGAUCACCAACAAGAAUCGGUUUUGCCACUGUGUCGCUACCCAUGACAGCACAACCAGCAUCCUACAGAGCUCAGCCAUCAACCUCACUGGGUGCAACCUACAGAGCCCAGCCCUCUGCAUCUCUCGGAAUGUCUUACAGACCCCAGCCAACAACGGGACAGGCAGCAUCUUACAGGGCCCAGCCCUCGACCUCACUUGGAAAUACUUACAGAACCCAGUCCUCUGUUUCACUAGGAGCUUCUAAUACCCAGCCUGCAGCCUCAUCACUAAAUUCCUACAGCGCUCAGGCUGCUGCUGCUUACAACACCCAGGCUGCAGCUUCCCAGUUAGCCUCUUAUGGGGUCCAGUCCACAGCAACACUAGCAUCAUCCUAUGGAGCUCAGCCUUCAGCCUCGCAUGCAGCCUCUUAUGGUACUCAGCCUGUGGCUGGUUACUCAGCCUCCUAUGGAGCUCAGCCAACAGCCACACAUGCAGCCGCUGCCUAUGCAGCUCAGUCUGCAGCUGGUCACACAGCCACCUAUGGAGCCCAGCCUGUGGCCACACACGUAGCCGCCUAUGGAGCCCAGCCUGCAGCCAGCCACUUGGCUUCUUACGGAGCCCAGCCUGUGGACAGCCACUCAACCUCUUAUGGAGCCCAGCCUGCAGCUACUCUCUCAGCCUCAUAUGGAGCUCAGCCUGUGGCUGGCCAUUCAGCCUCGUAUGGCGCCCAGCCUGCAACUGCUCUCGCAGCCUCGUAUGGCGCCCAGCCUGUGGCCGGUCAUUCAGCCUCGUAUGGCGCCCAGCCUGUGGCCGGUCAUUCAGCCUCGUAUGGCGCCCAGCCUACAGCUGUGCUCUCAGCAACCUAUGGCACCCAGCCUGCAUCCACUCUGGCUGCAUCUUAUAGCAAUCAGUCUGCAGCAGCUUCCUACAAAUCACAGGUCUCUGCUCCACUGACCACACCCUAUAGAACACAGUCUUCAAACUCAAUGUCAGCUUCAUAUACAGCACAGCAGCCCUCCUCUGUUCCCUUGGCAGUCACUUUCAGAGCUCAGCCUGUGACCGCAUAUGAUGGGCCAACCCAGCUUGGACAACAAGCAACCCCGUAUUUGGGACUGUCUCAGUCUUCUGCUGCUGCUGCUGCCAUCGCACCACCAUACGAACGCACCCGUCUUUCUCCUCCACGGAGUGCUGGCUAUGACGAUCCUUUCAAAAAAUCAUCUGCUUUGGCUAAAAGGUACAGUUCUGACCGCCGUUUAUCUGACCUCUCAGAUUACCGUCGUUUAGCAGACUCGCCACUUGUGUACCGUCAUUCGCCGACAAAGUCCCCGCUGGAUUAUCGCCGUCUUCCAGAACCGCAUUCCGACUAUGCCCGUUAUUCGGGUGCCUAUGGCGAUUAUAUGCAUACUGCUCGGCUACAUUCUAAUUACCAGCGCCGCCUGUAGUGGGGUAGGGGUUCCUGUUCCAGAUGGGGGCAGUAUCAUUAAUUACAUGUUCCCCAUUGGGACACGCUUUCUUAGCAUAAAGCCAAUCUGCGUCUUUAUUAGGCUGGCUUCCUCAUUCAGUUCUCUGCAGAUUCUGAGUUAUUAAAUUUCCUUCCCUCCCAUGCUAUCUCAGGUGUCAUUACAGCCUGUCAUUUUGGCUCUGUUCCUUCAUGUCACUUGAUUAAAGAAUUAUUAGAGGCGAUAGUAUGAGGCGUGUCUGAGACAUGCUACUACAUCCAACACAAAUAGCAUUCUCCUGGUUUUUACUUUGGGGGAUUUUAUUUUCAGCUGCCUUUUUUGUUGCGUUUUUAGAAUGAUCUGAAUUUAUGAUCUCAAGAAGAACCUGUCCUGCAACCCCAGGAACAAUGUAGACGACUGCUGCACAUUGUGUCUUUGAAAGUCGAAGACUCGAGUUCCUUCGUGCUCCAGUAGGGCUAAGAAUGCCAUAGCAUAUCUGGAAUCGGUUUUUGUUUGCGACUCCUGAUGCUAAUGUCUCUAUUAGUAAGACAUAAGCUGCUCAUGCAGGAUUCCUAAUAAAUGCAAUUCACAAUGACUGUUGCUCAGUAUUGUUUUUAUAACCCGAGCAAUUGCUUUCUCUGAAUAGAAGAGCAAAUGCUCUUUUAUGUAACAUGAAAAUCCUUUUUCUUUUUACACCGGUGUUAAUUUUGCAGUAGAUGUGAUGUUCGAAUCUAUACAUCUGAAAUGAGUUAGUUUUUGUAUUGACUGUAAAUAAAAUGGGGGCUAUUUACAGUUUA
Messenger RNA from Trachemys scripta elegans, 3644 nucleotides. RefSeq names its product RNA-binding protein 14-like. Gene Ontology annotation, molecular function: mRNA binding. Lineage: Eukaryota; Metazoa; Chordata; Testudines; Emydidae. The transcript has 3 exons. Gene Ontology annotation, cellular component: cytosol; nuclear speck. The record is from RefSeq and is a predicted model, not a curated record. Gene Ontology annotation, biological process: mRNA splicing, via spliceosome. The coding region runs from base 679 to 2850 and encodes 723 amino acids.